Molecule: messenger RNA, 600 nt
Organism: Penicillium pulvis
Lineage: Eukaryota; Fungi; Ascomycota; Eurotiomycetes; Eurotiales; Aspergillaceae
Exons: 2
Coding region: 1-600 (199 amino acids)
Molecular function (GO): metal ion binding
Source: RefSeq, a predicted model, not a curated record
AUGAGUCGUAGAGAUCCGGUGGUCGAUUUGACCCCACAGCCACAACAAAUGCGAACCGCCUCUGGUCAAUCCAACUCCCAACAAGUCUCAUCGUCGCGUGACCGGCGUUCAAUAUUACUUGAAUCACCACCAGGUCCAGCCCGUGGUGUCAAGCGCCGUCGGACUGAUACUGAGUCAUCCUCUUCUGAGGAAGAUUCUUUGGAGGAUGAAAGACAAAUUGACUCUGUCGAUUUGACCAGUCCUGAAGUACCAGCGCUCGCAACAGCACUUUCCAAACAGAGACGGGAUGCCAUCGAGGCUCAGCAAUCUCAUGAUGAAGACAAAAGUAUGGGACUGUUGAAGGCUUACAAGUGCCCCAUCUGCAUGGAUACACCAGAGAAUGCGACAAGCACUAUUUGUGGUCAUCUGUUUUGCCACAGCUGCAUCAUCGAGUGCUUGGAUCGUGCCCUCGAACAAAACAGGCAGAUGCGGACUACCUGCCCUGUCUGCCGAAAGCCUAUAACCAAGAAAGAGAUAAGCGGCCCGCGCCGCAACCUCAUCCCUCUGCAACUCAAGUUGAUGACCAAGAAGAGGACUUCAUUGCAAUCGACAGAGGCCUAG